GUUGAGCCUCCGGUUCCUUCGCCCCCAACUGCUGUGCAGAAUUUCCUCCUUACCUGUCCAGGUACUUUCUGACUCCUGACCGUUAUUCCUAUGAUGGGAAUUCUGAUCAUGGACUCUUAGAAUACAGUGGUACCUCAGGGUUCCUCAGGAAAUGUCCCGGGAGCGAAGCAGCAAGUCGGCCCCACCGGGCCUGAUCCACCGGCUGGACCACCUGGUGAUGACAGUCCGGAGCAUUGAGGACACAGCCGCCUUCUACUCCCGUGUCCUCGGCAUGGAAGUCGUCUCCUUCAAGGGAAACCGCCAAGCUCUGCAUUUUGGCCAACAUAAGUUCAACCUCCAUGAGGUGGGGAAGGAAUUCGAACCCAAAGCCCACCAGCCGACUCCUGGCUCUUUGGACCUCUGCCUCGUCACAGAGAUGCCUCUGGAACAGCUGGUGGAACACCUGAAGGUAUGUGGGGUCAGCAUUGAAGAAGGCCCAGUGGUCAGAACUGGGGCGCUUGGCCCAAUAAAAUCUGUUUAUUUCCGAGACCCGGACCUUAAUCUGCUGGAAGUUUGCAACUACGGUGGGAGUGACUUGUGAAAUUUCCAAUUUCCAGAGAGAAAUAAUGGAAAGUGACACUAAAUGACUUUGUUGUUGUUUAGUCGUUUAGUCGUGUCCAACUCUUCAUGGCCCCGUGGACCAGAGCAUGCCAGGCACUCCUGUCUUCCACUG
Molecule: messenger RNA, 712 nt
Organism: Podarcis muralis (Common wall lizard)
Lineage: Eukaryota; Metazoa; Chordata; Lepidosauria; Squamata; Lacertidae
Source: RefSeq, a predicted model, not a curated record